This is a messenger RNA of Urocitellus parryii (Arctic ground squirrel), 839 nucleotides long. RefSeq names its product chromosome 3 C19orf25 homolog (gene C3H19orf25). NCBI's taxonomy places the organism in Eukaryota, Metazoa, Chordata, Mammalia, Rodentia, Sciuridae. The record is from RefSeq and is a predicted model, not a curated record.
UGCUGUGGUAGCGGCGGCUCCGGCGCCGGCGGGAGCGUUCCCGGGCGGUGGAGGUGGGCGGCCAGGGUUCGCGGGGAGACGGAGGUCGAGGUGAGCGGAACCCGGCGGUGCCGAGCCGCGGUGUCGCGCCGAGGGAAGGCCAGAGCUGGGCGGCCCCGGAGGGCGCGGCAGGGCGGCGGCGGGGAUGGGCUCCAAGGCCAAGAAGCGCGUGGUGCUGCCCACCCGCCCGGCGCCCCCCACGGUGGCGCAGAUCCUGGAGGACGUGCGAGGAGCGCGGGCCCAGGACCCCGUCUUCACCGCGCUGGCCCCGGAAGACCUUCCAGGCCCCUCCAGGAGGACCRAGGACCCUGAGGAUCAGCAGGAGCAGCUCUACCAGCAGAGCCGGGCCUAUGUGAUCACAAACAAGCAGCUGCAGCAGGCUAGGGAGGAGCUGCGGCAGAAGCGCGAGGACCUCCAGUUAGCUGGCCAGGAGCUGGAGCGGGACAUCAGCCAGUUCCCCAGUGGCACGCUGUCUCCUGAACCUCUCCCUGUGAAGGGUCACUGCUGAAGCCAGAGACUCCCUGACCGGAAGCCGUCUUGGGCCCACACUGAACCUUGGGGAUUUCUUGUGGAUCACCCACCCCAAAGCUUUGCUACCUGGACAGCUGAGGACAGUACUGUUCACCUUAAUGGACCCCUGCCCUGCUGCACACUGGAGCUGGCAGCAAGGACUGAGAACCAGAAACAAAGCCCCAGGUGGGCCACCUGCCUGGGGAACUGUCCCCAGGGGACCAAGGCACUCAGCCAACCCUUCCCUGUCUCUGAAUAAACACCGCCACGUUUAGGUCCGGCUUCCAGAA